UGCUUUUAUACCUCCUGCUCCUGGAUUUCGGUCUGAACGCUGCCUUGGCUGUCACUUCACACACACCGAAAUCACAGGCUGCGCGACACAGCACACAGCAUGUACGCUCACAAACCGAUGUCACGGAUCAUUUUAAGAGCUUUGCUUUCCUAGUAAGUCUUCGGGUCUGAUGUUUUCUCUACAAUCGACAUCUGGGAGAGAAUGCGGUUUCUUAUUUACACAACUUUCUUUGGAUUUUUCCUCAGAACAGGGCUGGCACUUCAAAUCCAGUGCUAUCAGUGCGAGGAGGUUAAGCACAAUGACUGCUCCACCCCGGAGUUCAUCGUCAACUGCACCGUCAACGUGCAGGACAUGUGCCAAAAGGAGGUGCUCGUGAAGGAAGAUGGUGUGCAUUACCGGAAGUCCUGUGCCUCUUCGGGGGCGUGCCUCAUCGCCUCUUCGGGCUACCAGCAGUUCUGCACGGGCAAGCUGCACUCCGUCUGCAUCAGCUGCUGCAACACGCCGCUCUGCAACGGACCCCGCCUAAAAAAACGCCCCGCACCGUCCGUCUCGCCCCCGACCACUCCCCGCACCCCCCUCAGCCUCCUGCUCCUUUUUCUACCGCCCCUCCUGCUGACGUAGGGCCUGCCCCUUCCUGGACCCGACCAAUGGGGGGUGUGGGGGGCUGUUUUCUGACAGGAUUCUUCAUUUACAGCGCUGAAGACCCAUGUUGAUUUUUCUUAUUAAUUAUUUCAGUUCCUUUCCUUUGGUUUGUCGGCUUGACGGACACUAAGACGGAGUCUCGACCUUAGUGUUUAACAGUACCUUUAGCGUUUGUGUACGGUGCCUGCUCCUCUAGCUUAUAGAUGUUCAGUGGUCCUGGUGUUUAGUGUACAGCUGGAGAGGGAGAGGUAUCCCCCCCCCCAAAGCUCGUGAACAGCCUCCUGGGAUGGACUGACAGGAACAGACUGCUACAAGCGGCCAUAGCGGCUUGGCCAUUGCUUUUUUUCUGACGGUUUUGCGGAAUCCUUGGCUGCUUAAAAUCACUUAUGGUGGUGAACAGUGGCAACAAGGGGAAAAAAGUGUCAAAGUGGAGAUUUAACUGCAGGCAGGCAGAGUGGAGACACAGCAGUGUAACACAAUCAAUAGUCAGCAGCUCUCACAGAAUACGCCUUUUUAAUAUUGUUGUGGCAUUGAUAUUUUGUGAAAAUACGAUAGCGCCAAGUAGAGAACAAAUGAAGUACAUGUCAUUUAUUACAAAUCAUAUUAUAAAGAAUAAUCGAUAGAAACAAGGGGUUUAGUGCAAUGAAAUUUGUAAAAAAUAUAUCUAUUUAGUGAAAAUCAAACAGAAUGCAUGCCAUUUUUCAUAAGCCACUUGAAGAGCCUUAUAAUGAUGUCUGACAGUGUGACAGAGAUAAACGCUGCAAUAUGGAGUGGCCCUGAUAGGGUUUAAUCAAUUUACCCACAAUCCUUUACAGUUUAAAGCAACAGGUUUGAGGCUGUCUCGAGGAAACUGGGGCAUCAGACAGCUCCUUCCUUCUUUGCCUUUUUAUUUAAAUUCUUUAAAUAUAUAUAAAUAUAAAUGGCGCAACAUGGCAAUUCCCACCCUAAUUUGGAAUGGCCAAUGCCGCUAACAAACUGUUGAUUUGGGAGAAUGUAUACAUCACAUGCUCCUCCUCUGAAACCUGAUGUCGUCAGCUCUUUUUUUUAAAGCUUGCAUAGAUUCAGGCGUCCCUUGAUUAGCUUGCAGUCCAAUGGUGCCCGAUCAACCAGCAAAGUUCGCUACAUGGCAAUGAACGCAAAUCCCGAACUGACUGAAACCUCUCACACGGUGGGCGACACAAUUGCCAAUUGCAUGUCACCCUGUGGAGCCUCUGGUCACAGUCUCAGCACUGACAGGAAGAGUUGGUUUUUCACAAUCUAUAGAUCUGGAGAAGAUUGUGUCGAUUUUUUUAAACGGGAAGCAAUGAUUUUACAGUCGCCCUCUUUUCAAUUUACUCUCAAUAUUUCUUGAAAUGCCGGUGUCAUUAUAAUUGGUACAUUUCACUUGAGAGAUUAGAUAAGAUCACCUACAUUACCGGUUUCUUCACUGGCAGAAACAGCUUGAAAGCAUUUUUAUGAAAUUAUUUAUAAAGCCACUACAAUGUUCAUCCUACACUAAGUCUUAAGUGGUAUAGCCUGGAGCACUUUCGGUACCUUCGGUACCUCCAGGACACACAAAGUGCCCUGUUAAACUCACAGGCUAUUCCCUUCCACAUAUCACGGCUCUGUUGUUUGCAGUGGCAGCUGUUUAGGACUGGAGUGAAUAAACUCUCACACUCUCACCAGGGCACAGUAACUCCCUCGUUUCUCCAGAGCUUAUUUCCAGUGUAGCCCUCACCUCUUUUUGUGUUGUGCGUUUUUGUCUGUGGCCCUUCAAUGCCUUGUUGUGCAGUGGUUCAACAGGAGACAGUUGAAUGCUUGGGUUUUGUCUUGCCAUUCUAUGCCAUUGCCAUAUUUUUCAAUGAUUAUUCCCUUUCAGUGUUUGGUGUGGCCAAACACUGAACACUUGUGAAACAUACAACUUAUAGGACAGGAAUUCUCCUCAUUUGUUUGAGUCUGAAAUACUGUACCAGUCUAAUUUAAACAAGAAACAUAGCAAUGGGCAAUUCACAUUUUAAAAUAAAAUAGUUACAUAAGGUAGAUCUCAACUUGGUGUUUAAAGCCAGUCCACCACAAUUAUGAACAGCAUCCACUUCAGGCAGCCAUACAUAAGGUAUAAUGUACAUUAUUAAGUAAUUCCUUUAUGUACAGUAUAUAGUGCAGUCUGUACAUAUUUGACAGUGGUACAAUUUCUGUUAUUUUGGCUCUGUACUCAUGCACAUUGGAUUUUAAAUGAAGCUAUGAAUAAUGAAGUUAAAAUGCAGCCAUUUAUUUUAUUUGAAGGUAUUUACUGUACAUGCACAUUGGGUGAUCUGUGUAGAAACAACAUCUGUUAUACAUAACAUACCAAAUAUAAUGGGACAGUUGGAUUAGUCAGGUGUAUUCAAUCGCUUCCUUAGUGCAGUAAUAACAAAGCUUUCAGUACCUAGUCUUGAUUCUAGGCUUUUGGUUACAUUUGGAGUGUGUUAUUGCUGUUUGUCAAUAUGAGGACCAGAGUUGUGCCAAUGACUGUUAGGGAAGCAUUUAUGAGGCUGAGAAAUAAGAAAAAAAAAACAUAGAAAUAGACAUGGACCAAACAAUAGGCAGACCAAAAUCAAUAGUUUAGAACAUCAUUAGAACGAAAAAGAGCAUUGGUGAGCUCAGUAAUCACAAAGGGACUGGUAGGCAUCUUAUCCCGAUUAUUGUUUCACUUCAAAUCCAAUGUGCUGGAGUACAGAUCGAAAAGAACAGAAAUUGUACCACUGUCCAAAUACUUACGGUAACAUGACAUGCAAAUGUAAUUUCUGGAUGAAAUCGCUGCUACAACCUGUUGCAUUCUGUCUACAUUCUUUCAUCCUUGGAGAAAAUGCAUAUUUAAUUGGUGACUCCUUCGGGAAACUGCACAUCUCCUUGGGGAAACCAUGAAUUUCCUUGGUACCACCUCUGAGGAACAUGUUUCUUGGGAAGCUUAUUGGAGAACCCUGCACUGUACAUCCUUGGCAGGUCUCAGAUUUCAGUUUGUGAAGUCAGGCUGCUCUCCUGCGUCGCACUCCGCUCGGAAGACUCCGAGGGGCCGGCCAAGCUCUCGCGGUGAGUAGGGGCGUGGCCUGCCGGAGGGGAAGUGGCCUUGGCCUCGGUGGGCCGGUCACGCCGGAAGGACCUGAGCAGCAGGGGGCGCAGCGAACGGGCUGAGGUGCUGUCGGAAGUGUUCAGGGUCCUCUUGUUGACGUGCUCGAUGGUCAGCCGGCACUGCAGCACCUGGACAAAGACUCGACGGAACUGGCGGGAGGAAAGGUUGUAGAGGAAGGGGUUGAUCACGGAGCUGAGGUAGAAAAAGGUGUCGGCGAUGGGGUGGAGAACGAUGUAGGCCCUGAAGUAGGGCACGGUCCACUCGGAUUUGGGUGAGGCCGCCGUCAUCAGCCGUCGGAUCUGAUUGGGGAUCCAGCAUCCUGCGAGAGCACCCACAAUUAAGCCUGAGAGAGGGAGGAAAGAGGGGGAGGAGAAGAACACAGGGAAAGAGGAAGAAGGAAAGAGAGUUCAUUGUUAAAUUGUUUUCAAUAAAAUAUUUUUACAGUCUGGAUUUUGGAUUAAUUUUUUUAUUAAUUUACUGCUAGCACAAAAUUUAACAUAUUUAAUUUAUGACAUUAAGAACUAAUAUAGUACUUGCACUUCCUAUUUGCAGGCUUUGAUUCAAUCUCAUUUCAAAAUAUUUUGUCAAGUGGACUGAAGAAAGUGCUAGUAGCUUAAGCGUUCAACUAUUAGUAUUGCAGCUGCUGAAAUUGAGGUAAAGAUUGUAAGAAGCAAUUAUAUUAUGCUUAAUAAAUCAUUUUAGAUUUAAGUUUUGUACACACAAUUCCACUAAAACGUAAGCCUUUUGCUGAAAGUGAAGUAUGAAGCUUAUUGCAGUCAGAUUGAAUCUCAGCCAUUUUUUUUCUCUUGGUGUAAUUUUUUCUUGCUUUUUCUUCUGUGUGCCAUAGCUGUUAUGACAUGCAUUCAUAACACACGAUAAUGUCAAUUAUUCUCAGAAUAAUUUUGCUUUUGUUAAAAUCAUGAAAUCUUACUUCUGUUCUGUUUAAUUAUUUAAUGAGCAGAAAGCACAUUUCUAGAUGUUUAGUGAAAACACAAUUUCAUGUUGAUGUAUUUCAGUCCUGAGUACCAAGCAUUAAAGUCAGUAAUAUAUUCAUGAAAUUCCAUUGUACUUCAGUUUUGAGCUUGAUCAUUUACAUGCACUAAUGAUUAUUUUUUGUCUCACGUUCACAAGCCGGUGAAUAUCAAAAAUAAAAUGAUUACACAAUGACUUUAAAUGGAAGACAAAUGAAAACACAUAAAAAAGUUGUUUAAUGAAUGGGAAGUCAGCUUGAUCGAUUCAAUUUGUGUCUUUGAAUUGAUUACAUAUUUCAGUGGUUUUAAUGACUGUUUAGAAAAUGUCAGCUUAUGAAUGUCAGUGCUCCUCAAAAUGGGAAUUAGAUGAUACAUGUUUUAUAGAAAAUGUCUUUUUUAAAUGGAGGGUUACCAGGAUUGGGCUUCUGUGAAGAGAAUUCAAUUAACACAAAAUAAAACUCAAGAAUUACAUACAAAUAAAGUUGUGGCAAAAGAG
Messenger RNA from Conger conger (European conger), 5197 nucleotides. Its product is annotated as ly6/PLAUR domain-containing protein 1-like. The transcript has 3 exons. The record is from RefSeq and is a predicted model, not a curated record. Lineage: Eukaryota; Metazoa; Chordata; Actinopteri; Anguilliformes; Congridae. Gene Ontology annotation, biological process: acetylcholine receptor signaling pathway. Gene Ontology annotation, molecular function: acetylcholine receptor inhibitor activity. The coding region runs from base 202 to 621 and encodes 139 amino acids.